Molecule: messenger RNA, 1056 nt
Organism: Camarhynchus parvulus
Lineage: Eukaryota; Metazoa; Chordata; Aves; Passeriformes; Thraupidae
Product: zinc finger protein 271-like
Exons: 2
Source: RefSeq, a predicted model, not a curated record
UUCAGCCAGAGCUCUGAGCUGGUGGUUCAUGAGCAGCUUCAUGAUGGGGAGAAGCCCCACAAGUGCUUGGAGUGCGGGAAGAGCUUCAGGCAGAGCAGCACCCUGAUCAGCCACCAGAUGAUCCACACUGGGGAAUGGGCCUAUGAGUGUGGGGAGUGUGGGAAGGGCUUCAGCCACAGGUCCCACCUUGUCAUCCACCAACGCAUCCACACGGGAGAGAGGCCCUACGAGUGUCCCCAGUGUCAGAAAAGGUUUCACACCAGCUCCAAUCUCAUCCAGCACCAGCGCAUUCACACGGAUGAGAGGCCCUUCCUCUGCCCCGACUGCGGGAAGGGCUUCAAGUACAACUCUCACCUCGUCACCCACCGGCGCAUCCACACUGGGGAGAGGCCCUAUGAGUGCCCCACCUGUGGACAGAGCUUCAGCCAGAGCUCAGAGCUGAUGGCCCAGGAGCAGCUUCAUGAUGGGGAGAAUCCCUACAAGUGCUUGGAGUGUGGGAAGAGCUUCAGGCAGAGCAGCACCCUGAUCCGCCACCAGAUGAUCCACACCGGGGAAUGGCCCUACGAGUGUGGGGAGUGUGGGAAGGGCUUCAGCUACAGAUCCACCCUUGUCACCCACCAACGCAUCCACACUGGGGAGAGGCCCUACGAGUGUCCCCAGUGCCAGAAGACGUUUCGGAUCCGCUCCGAUCUCCUCAGGCACCAGCGGAUUCACACCAAAGAGAGGCCCUUCCACUGCCCUGAGUGCGGGAAGGGCUUCAACCGCAAAUCCACCCUCAUCACCCACCAGCGCAUUCACACUGGGGAGAGGCCCUACGAGUGCCCCACAUGUGGAAAGAGGUUUCAGACCAGCUCAAAUCUCCGUAUGCAUGAGCGCAUUCACACGGAUGAGAGGCCCUUCCGCUGCCCUGACUGCGGGAAAGGAUUCAAGCACAACUCCCACCUCAUCAGGCACCAGCACAUCCACACUGGGGAGAGGCCCUAUGAGUGCCCCACAUGUGGGAGGAGUUUCACCCAGAGCUCUGACUUGACCAGACACCAACAGAGCCACCAGUAA